Messenger RNA from Symbiodinium pilosum, 1272 nucleotides. Lineage: Eukaryota; Dinophyceae; Suessiales; Symbiodiniaceae. The record is from the annotation of a GenBank genome assembly.
AUGUCUGCUCCAGAGAUACGCCAGAGUGGCACGAAGGUUUCAACACCAAAGUGUUCUGCUCAUGACCAAGCCCGCGUUGUUCAGGUCGGUCCUCUGAUUCGGUUGCCAAGCCCUGUCCCAACGUGCGUUCAGCCUCGAACAUGUUCCCCUGUGCCGAGUGGGCUGAGCGUCAACAAGGCUCCACCCAUUUCUGACAGACCCAUAGGGCAGGCAGCUCCGAGAGGCUGUGACAGGGAGUCGCCAAGGCAAGGCCGCAAAGUGGUUUGCCCCAAUGUGGCCACUGUUCGGAAUACGCAUCAGAGGCCACCUGCCCCCGUCUGCACUCCGAUCUCAAGGUCGCCUCCGCCGAGGAGACACGGCACCCAGAACCAGCGCACAGCCAAAGUGCAGCCCAGCCCGUGCAAAGCCCAGGUUCUCAUAACCACAAGCCGAAGCCUUCCAUUUGGCAGUCCGGAAGUACAGCCAAGCGAGAUCCAAAGAAAAACGCUUAUUGGCUCGGGGAGCUUUGGCUCUGUUUGGAAGGCAUGCUGUCGUGGGCGGGAAGUUGCGGUCAAGAUAUGUCAACAGACCAGCCCUAGUGAAAGGCGGGUCACACUUCAGGAGCUGGACUUUCUCAGGAACUUGAAUCAUCCGCGACUCGUAUCGUUUUUGGGAUUUGCUCAGACUUCAGACCAAUUGUUUUUUGUGAUGGAGCUGAUGGCUGGCGGUAGCCUGUCGGAUCUCCUGUUCUGCAAAAGGCUAGUGCUGAGCUUCAGGCAGAAAGCUCUGAUGGGAUCACAGAUUGCAGAAGGCCUUUCGUAUUUGCACGAGAGGCAUGUAAUCCAUCGGGAUUUGAAGACCAUGAAUGUGGUUCUGGACGGCUCGUUGAACUGUAAAAUCUGCGAUUUUGGUUUGACCCUGUGCCUGGACCAUUCCCAUGUGACCGUGUGUGGGCUGCAAGGCUCUCCAAGGUACAUGGCACCCGAGCAGUUGGAGACCGAGGUUCCUGUUCGAAUAUCAGAGAAGGUGGACAUUUGGCAAAUGGGAUGCGUGAUGCUGGAGCUCUUUUGCGGGGUGGUGCCGUUCAGUGGCCUCAGCAAUGUUGCGGCAAUCAUCUCAGAGUUGAUCAUCAAGAAGAAGGGCCCUGCAAUUCCUGAUGAUGCUGAUCCCCGUGCACGCGCGCUGAUGACGCCUUGUUUGCGAAUGAGUCCACGUUCUCGACCAACAGCAGACACCCUGCUGGAUGUCUUGGCCCGGGUCGUGAAGAACCGUAGCACGGAUGCGGUGAAAUAA